GACCUAACUAAAUCACAACGAAAGUUAAUAUCUUGACGCAAAUGACUUGAUAUAUGUAAGAAGGGCCGGUAGCUAAUCUCAGUAAUGAACAUACUCACUCAAUUCUACACACCUAAAUUGUGAUAGCCGACUGCGAAGUUCCAUCUACUGAUCAGAUGGCUCUUCUUCUUCACCUUGACAGGAUAUUGGUGCCUUUAAGUAUGGUGCUUUCAAUUGGAUACCAUGUUUAUCUAGCGUAUUGCUUCAAGAACAAACCCCAUGUUACUACCCUUGGAGUUAACACAAUCAGGAGAAGAAAUUGGGCGCAGACCAUCAUCGAGGAUCAAAAUGAGAAGACGGGAAAUCUAGUUAUCCAAAGCUUAAGAAAUUCACAGAUGGGAUCCAUAUUAGGUGCAUCAGUCACAAUACUUAUGAUUUUAGCAUUGUCAGCCAUAACCAAUAAUGCAUACAAUGCUAGUGACCUGCUCAGCAACUCUUACUUUGGAUCACAAUCCAUCAGAACCGUACUUCUCAAGUAUUGUUUCGAAUACAGUUUCCUGGUAUUUAGUUUCUUUUGCAGUUCCAUGGCCGUAAUCUGCUUUGUGCAGCUGAAUUUCCUCUUGAGUGUAGCAGAUUUUUCACCGGGUUAUGUUCAGGACAUGAUCGAGAGAGGCUGUUGGUUUGCUUUUUUAGGGAAUAGAUCAUUCUAUGUCACUGUGCCAUUAUUGUUAUGGAUUUUAGGACCGGUGCCGAUGAUGUUAUCUACGUUGGCACUAGUAUGGGUGUUAAAUCAGCUUGAUUUCGGUAUGGUUCGUUGUUCAAAUAAUUAAGGUGCCAUUGUUAUGAGGAACAAGUACUGAAUUAUGUAAUACUAACUGAAGUUCGCGCAUAUAUAAGCGUUUAAUCCUUCCUAAAUAUAAUCCUUCUCCUAAUUUGAAAUUAGAGUUACGCAUCUUCUUAUUGAUCGA
Messenger RNA from Papaver somniferum (opium poppy), 947 nucleotides. RefSeq lists its product as uncharacterized. The transcript has 2 exons. The record is from RefSeq and is a predicted model, not a curated record. NCBI's taxonomy places the organism in Eukaryota, Viridiplantae, Streptophyta, Magnoliopsida, Ranunculales, Papaveraceae. Bases 156 to 809 code for a protein of 217 amino acids.